Penicillium macrosclerotiorum is the source of this 411-nucleotide messenger RNA. RefSeq lists its product as uncharacterized. Lineage: Eukaryota; Fungi; Ascomycota; Eurotiomycetes; Eurotiales; Aspergillaceae. The coding region runs from base 1 to 411 and encodes 136 amino acids. The transcript has a single exon. The record is from RefSeq and is a predicted model, not a curated record.
AUGAUUAGACGCCCACCGACUAUCAUUGCCCUCGGAGAAGAGGAUCUUCAAGCGCAUCUGCACCGCAUGUUUCUCCGGACGCUCCCCGAGAACCUGGACCGGCUGCACCUGGACGAUCCCGAUCAAAACCGCCCUCGGGAUGCCUCUUCCUCAGAAGAUCCCUAUGACUUGUCCGACCAGUCAGAUGGGGACCGGGCCUUCAAUGCUUCUCAUCGCCCUCGUGGAGGCCCAUCAUGCGUUGGACAUGCGUCGCUGGCUGACGCGGGUUCCUCGCUCCCUGCUUCGAUCAAUGGUUCGACCCACCGAACUAUUGACCCAAACAGGGCCCCCGCGGCUACACAGCUGAUAUCAUCUACCCGCGCCCGAGCAUCUCAGCGUCGGGAUCGAUCUUUAUGCCCUGGCAGCGAUUGA